Messenger RNA from Myzus persicae (green peach aphid), 2119 nucleotides. RefSeq lists its product as uncharacterized. Lineage: Eukaryota; Metazoa; Arthropoda; Insecta; Hemiptera; Aphididae. Bases 612 to 2042 code for a protein of 476 amino acids. The transcript has 7 exons. The record is from RefSeq and is a predicted model, not a curated record. Gene Ontology annotation, biological process: transmembrane transport. Gene Ontology annotation, cellular component: membrane. Gene Ontology annotation, molecular function: transmembrane transporter activity.
AUUAUAGGUGGGCUCAAUGCAACAGGUACUCGAGGCACGCGGCUACGUUCAGUGUAUGAUGUACACGCAGUCGCGCAGCCGUAGUCCGUCCAACGAUAUAUCGGACAGUAGUUAUGAGAACUUUUGAUACGAUUUAUUCGGUAUACGGGUGUGUUAUGUAAAAAAUCAAAAUCGAAUAACUUUUAAAUAUAGGACACACGUGGACAAGGUCGUUGGUAAUCAUUUCAACGUACGUCAAUACCUUCCGUUUCAAGACAUUUGCGUUUUACUAAAAUAUUGGUCUACCUGCCAACCAACCUACAAUAUAAUAUUAUAAAGCACAUUUGUAAUUUAAAAUAACGGAUAAUAUACGAUAUUGUAAUAAUUAAGUUUUGGUGAAAUAAAGAUAUAUGAAAAAAAAAUUUUUAUAAGUACCAGCAGUAUCGAUUGAACUGUCUCAAUUGCUUACAACUAAUAUUAAAUAUCACAAUUACUCAUAAUUAAUAAUUCAGUUCAACUACACGCUCGCAGUUUUUUUUUGCGAUUCUAAAUAUGAUUUCAAUGUGCUUACAUACUUUAAAAGUGUAACAACUAUUGUAGACAGUUAACAAUUUUUUUUGUUUAAAAUAAAUAUGUUCAUUACAAAACCAAAAUGGAUCGAAAAGGUCACGGUGGAACCAAUGCUCUUUUUGUACUUUGUAACAUUGGCCAUUUCAGCUUUGGUGGGUACGAACUUGAUACUGCGGAAGGGGUGCGACAUGACGGCCACCGAGCAGCCGGCUGACCUGAGGGACAAGUGCCUGAACGAGACCUACGCGCAAGAGUUGGUGGCCAAGAUACAGACGUGGAAGCUGACCAUUCAGUACUCGGUGCCGCUGGUGUUCAUACUGUUCGCGGGCCCGUGGAGCGACACGCACGGCCGCCGCCGCCGGCCACUCAUGUUCAUACCGAUCGCUGGCCAGCUGCUGACGGACGCGUUCAACGUGCUCAACGUGUACAACUGGCACUGGUCACCAGCCGUGGCCGCCGUGUCCGAGUGCCUGGUGCCUGCCCUCACCGGGUCCAGGAUAUGCUGCGUGGUGGGCGUCGCGUCCUACGUGGCCGACAUCACGCGCGUCCAGGAUCGGACCAAACGCAUUGGCAUGCUCAUGUCACUGUACUUCAUCGCCACGCCGGUGGGCGCGUGCACGGCAGGCUUCCUCAACGUCAACAUCGGCUUCUACGGCACGUUCGGCGUGUGCAUAGCGAUGAACGUGGCGGCGCUAGUGCUAGGUGCGGCUUUGGUCAAGGACACGUCCGUGCCGUACGACAAGGGUGCGUCUAUAUGGCAGACGAUCAACCCGAAGGUGAUCGCCGACUCGGUGCGCGUACUGGUCAAGAAACGACCCAGUCGGUCGCUGCUCAUUUACAUGACCAUCGUGUCGCCGCUCACCAUCGGACCCAUGCAAGGUGAAUAUUCCAUACUUUAUCUUUUUGUCAGAUAUAAAUUUGGAUGGAACGAAAUCGAUUACAGUCUCUACGCUGCAUACAAAAUGACUGGGAUACUCAUAGGGACUAUCAUAGCUAUAUGGUUAAUGAGUGUAAAACUGAAAAUGCACGACGCAGCAAUAGGAUUUAUCGGCAGCAGUUUCGACCUAAUCGCUGCCGUGUGCUAUAGUUUUGUCACCCAACCUUGGCAGCUGUAUGCAGUGCCAGUAAUAGAUAUUUUCCACGGUGCGGCGUUUACAGUUAGCACUUCGAUGGCGUCAAAACUCGUCGAUAACAGUGAACUAGCACAACUCAAUUCUGUUCGUGGUAUGCUGGAAACGCUCGCUCCAAUUAUUAUUUAUCCGUUAUAUAAUCAAUUAUAUAAGCUCACAUUUGAAACACUACCGGGAGCUUUUUUCCUGUUGACUGCGGUUAUUACUGUUCCAGUUGUCAUACUAUUCGGGUUGACAUACAAAGCCGAUCAAAAAGACAACAUAUUUAAAAAUAAUGAAGAUGAUGGUGUAGCACAAAAAAAUAAAGACGAAUGUAAUAAUACUGUCAAAGAAGGAUCGAUUAAAACUUUAGAUUCUGUUUGACAUCAUUCAUGUGUAAACGAAUGUGAUGUAAUAAUAUGGUGAAUAUUAUUCGCAUCAUAUUUAUUUGUUAUUACUUA